AUGAGUCACGAUACUUUGUUUCCCAGGCACAUGAGAAGCCCCGGGGAUGAUGGCUACCGCACACCAACCAUUGAAGAUGCCGAAAACGAUCUUGCCGCACAUACAGGCGGCGCAACUUUAUUCCAACCAAGAGGUUCUAGAAUCCAACAGGCCCAUACGUCGGCUUUGCAAGCGUUACACCUCUCCUCCUAUCGCAAGCCCGAGGGAGAUGGUGCCCCGGGGGGAGAUGAUCUGACUCUUCCUCAGAGCGAACCCGAAACCUCGGCCACUGGCCUUGGCUGGAAGAAGCGGAUUCGUCACAUCACCUGGGCCUUCUUUACCUUGACAAUGGCGACUGGAGGGAUCGCAAAUGUCCUAUACUUUGUUCCGUAUAGGUUUCGCGGCCUAGACACCAUUGGGGUCAUCUUCUUCCUCUUCAACUUGGUUCUCUACGUUCUAAUCUGGUGUCUUCUUAUCGCCCGUUUUUACUUCUACCCAUACACGUUCAAGGCAUCUUUUCUGCACCCGACAGAAUCCCUAUUUGUUCCAGCAUCGUUGGUGUCAUUUGGAACGAUAUUGAUCAAUAUCUCACAAUAUGGGCCCGAUCAUGCAGGGCCUUGGCUCACUUAUGCGGUUGGGAUCCUCUUUUGGAUUGACGCAGCUCUGGCAGUCAUUUCUUCUGCCGGUAUUUAUCUCAUUCUCUGGUCUACCCAGACAUUUACGAUUGCACAGAUGACACCUAUAUGGAUCUUUCCGGCGUACCCCAUGCUUAUCAUCGGCCCCCAUGCUGGAAUUCUGAGCUCCAAACUUGAACCUUCCCGUUCUCUGCGGAUAAUAAUUGGCGGUACUACCAUCCAAGGGGUUGGCUUCCUGGUCUCCCUGAUGGUGUACUCGGCAUUUAUUUACCGACUGAUGUCGCAGAAGCUGCCCCGAGAAAACGUCCGGCCCGGUAUGUUUGUCUCAGUCGGCCCCAGUGCUUUCACAGUGUCGGGAAUCGUCAACAUGGCUGCCCAUGCGAAAAGAAGCUUCCCAGAGGACUUUAUGGGCAACGGUGCGUUGGCUGCGGACAUUGUGAAGGUUGUUGCUGAUUUUGCCUGCUUAUGGUUAUGGGGACUAGCGAUCUUCUUCUUUUUCAUCGCAAGCUUUGCACAUUGGUCUGUCAUCGGCCCGGGCCGAAUGGUCUUUUCGAUGGCGUGGUUUUCAUUCGUGUUUCCAAAUACGGCCCUGAUAACGGCGACUUUUGCAAUCGGCAACGCUUUCUCUUGCAAACCAAUCUCAGUUAUUGGGUGCGCAAUGGUAAUUCCCCUUCUUUUGAUGUACGUAUUUGUCUUCUAUAUGAUGGUCCGUGCCAUUGUACAUCGUCAAAUCCUCUGGCCCCAAAAGGGCGAAGAUAAAGACGAAGGUGGCUUUCAGAUUAACCAAAUCCAGCCGGACUCGCCAGGUGAGGACACACCCGUCUGAAGGAGUCGCCUACUUGAUGUGGUAUCCAUGAUCCCUCGACGUUGAAUA
Molecule: messenger RNA, 1488 nt
Organism: Aspergillus ibericus CBS 121593
Lineage: Eukaryota; Fungi; Ascomycota; Eurotiomycetes; Eurotiales; Aspergillaceae
Product: putative C4-dicarboxylate transporter/malic acid transport protein
Exons: 4
Coding region: 1-1440 (479 amino acids)
Biological process (GO): malate transmembrane transport
Cellular component (GO): membrane
Molecular function (GO): malate transmembrane transporter activity
Source: RefSeq, a predicted model, not a curated record